This is a messenger RNA of Neoarthrinium moseri, 1083 nucleotides long. RefSeq lists its product as uncharacterized. The record is from RefSeq and is a predicted model, not a curated record. Gene Ontology annotation, biological process: cytoplasmic translation. Gene Ontology annotation, cellular component: cytosol. NCBI's taxonomy places the organism in Eukaryota, Fungi, Ascomycota, Sordariomycetes, Amphisphaeriales, Apiosporaceae. The transcript is spliced from 2 exons. Bases 1 to 1083 code for a protein of 360 amino acids. Gene Ontology annotation, molecular function: mRNA binding; metal ion binding.
AUGCCGCCCAAGAAGGAUGACAAGGGCAAGAAGGGCCAGGCCGGCCCGUCCAAGGCCGUCGUCGACAAGACCUUUGGUAUGAAGAACAAGAAGGGCGGCGCCGCACAGAAACACAUCAAGCAGAUCCAGUCCUCCAUGAGCAACAGCGCCGAGGCCCAGAAGAAGGCCGCCCAGCAAGAGGCCAAGGCCCGCGAGAAGAAGGCACAGGAGGACGCCAGGGCCGAGGCAGCCCUGCUGCUCAACAAGCCUGCCCAGAUUCAGAAGGUCCCCUUCGGUGUCGACCCCAAGACCGUCGUCUGCAUAUUCUACAAGAAGGGAGACUGCGAGAAGGGCAAGAAGUGCAAGUUCUCCCACGAUCUGUCUCUCGAGCGCAAGACGGCCAAGAUCGACCUGUACGCCGACAACCGUGCCGAGGAGGAGGAGAAGAAGAAGGCAGAGACCUCGGCCGACUGGGACGAGGAGAAGCUGCGGAAGGUCGUCCUGUCCAAGAAGGGCAACCAGCAGACCACCACCGACAAGGUCUGCAAGUUCUUCAUCGAAGCCAUCGAAGACGGCAAAUACGGGUGGUUCUGGAUAUGUCCCAACGGCGGCGACAAGUGCAAGUACAAGCAUGCUCUACCACCAGGCUUCAUCCUCAAGACCAAGGAGCAACGCGCUGCCGAGAAGGCCUUGAUGGACAAGUCUCCACUCAAGACGCUGACCCUCGAAGAGUUCCUGGAAUCUGAGAGGCACAAGCUCACUGGCACCCUUACUCCCGUGACGCCCGAGAGCUUCGCCAAGUGGAAGCAAGACCGUCUGAGCAAGAAGGCCGCCGAAGAGCAAGCCAGGAAGGCCAAGGAGGCCACCGGCCGAGCCCUGUUCGAGAGUGGCGACUGGCGGUUCCAAGAAGAGGCCGGUUCCGACGACGAAGGAGACGACGAGGACGAUAUCUGGAACCUGCAGAAGAUGCGCAAGGAGACCGAAGCCCUCCGCCAGAAGAAGGAGGAGGAGCGCCUGCUUGCCGAGGCGGGCUACACGACCCCGGCGGGGGCUGUCGCGGCCGAGUCCAUCACCAACCCGUCGGAAGUGGGCGACGCUGCAUGA